Molecule: messenger RNA, 1662 nt
Organism: Miniopterus natalensis
Lineage: Eukaryota; Metazoa; Chordata; Mammalia; Chiroptera; Miniopteridae
Gene: MMP20
Product: matrix metallopeptidase 20
Biological process (GO): extracellular matrix organization; amelogenesis; collagen catabolic process
Cellular component (GO): extracellular matrix
Molecular function (GO): metalloendopeptidase activity; zinc ion binding
Source: RefSeq, a predicted model, not a curated record
GAUGAAGGUGCUCCCUGCCUCCGGCCUCGCUCUCCUCCUCACGGCUUUGAACUUCUCCACUGCUGCUCCCUCCCUAUUUGCAGCCACCCCCAGGACCUCCAGGAACAACUACCACCUCGCCCAGGCAUACCUUGACAAGUAUUACACCAAGAAAGGAGGGCCCCAGCUUGGUGACAUGGUUGCUCGAGGAAGCAAUUCCAUGGUGAAGAAGAUUAAGGAGCUGCAAGCCUUCUUUGGCCUCCAAGUCACGGGGAAGCUAGACCGGUCCACAAUGGAGGUGAUCAAGAGGCCUCGCUGCGGGGUUCCGGACGUGGCCAACUACCGCCUCUUCCCAGGUGAACCCAAAUGGAAAAAAAAUACUUUGACAUACAGAGUAUCCAAAUACACAUCUUCCAUGACUUCCACUGAUGUAGACAAGGCAGUAGAGAUGGCCUUGCAGGCCUGGAGUAGCGCCGUUCCUCUGAACUUUGUGAGAAUAAAUUCAGGAGAAGCGGAUAUCAUGAUAUCUUUUGAAACAGGAGAUCAUGGGGAUUCCUACCCAUUCGAUGGGCCUCGCGGGACGCUAGCCCAUGCUUUUGCACCUGGAGAAGGCCUGGGAGGAGAUACACAUUUCGACAAUGCCGAGAAGUGGACUAUGGGAAUGAAUGGUUUCAAUUUAUUCACCGUUGCUGCUCAUGAGUUUGGUCAUGCACUGGGCCUGGCCCAUUCCACAGACCCUUCGGCACUGAUGUACCCAACUUAUAAGUACCAGCAUCCCUAUGGAUUUCACCUUCCCAAAGAUGACGUGAAAGGGAUCCAGGCAUUGUACGGACCUCGGAAAACAUUCCCAGGAAAGCCCACUGUGCCAAAUGCCCCCCCUCAUAAUCCAUCCAACCCUGACCUCUGUGACUUCAGCUCAUCGUUUGAUGCGGUGACAAUGCUGGGCAAGGAGCUCCUAUUCUUCAAGGACAGGAUUUUCUGGCGUCGGCAGGUCCACUUGAUGGCAGGGAUCAGGCCCAGCACCAUCACCAGCUCCUUCCCCCAGCUUAUGUCCAACGUGGAUGCGGCUUACGAAGUGGCUGAGAGGGGCACCGCGUACUUCUUUAAAGGCCCCCACUACUGGAUAACAAGAGGAUUCCAAAUACAAGGUCCUCCUCGGACUAUUUAUGACUUUGGGUUUCCAAGGUAUGUGCAGCGAAUAGAUGCUGCCGUCUAUCUCAAGGAUGCGCAGAAGACCCUUUUCUUUGUGGGAGAUGAAUACUACAGCUAUGAUGAACGAAAAAGGAAAAUGGAAAAAGAUUAUCCAAAGAACACUGAAGAGGAAUUUUCAGGAGUUAAUGGACAAAUAGAUGCUGCUGUGGAAUUAAAUGGCAACAUUUACUUCUUUUCGGGACCCAAAGCAUACAAGUAUGACAUAGAGAAAGAAGAUGUGGUUAGUGUGCUGAAGUCUAGUUCCUGGGUUGGUUGCUAAUAGGAAGGUUAGUCUUUCCUAAGACAUGGAGAAGAUGGCAAGCAGCUGGUAACUGGUCUGAGGACUAAAGUGGAAGUUAGGGUAGAGGUUCUUCCCAUGGCCUUCGAUUCUAAGGGCAACUUAGAGCUCAUUGAAAAUCAUUAUGCUUCCAAAUUUUUUUCAUAGUUGUGGAUUCAUAAUUUUAAUCCAAAUGAGAAAUUCCUAUGUGGCCA